AUUCGAAACCGGAAACCGAGGCAAUCAAUUUCCUCCCCUGCGUUCCAAUACCAUUACCUCCGAUUUUGGGCCACAAUCCUCUGCGCAGCAGGAGAUACGAGGUUGGCACUACAGGUUUGCUGUAGUGACAUCACCUGUGGCAUGUCCUAGUUGUAUUCAUUCCAUGUACAAUAGAUUGUUUCUUUGUAUGGGGUAGCUGCAGUGCGCACUACAAGUAAAAAAAAUGUAUGCGAUUUGGAACGCCGCCCUGAACCAGCUCACCAUGACGACCGCACGCGGAGGGUUCGGUCUGGUCAGCGAAUGUGUGGAGAGAGGUAACUUCAGCGUAUCUUACUAUACCAUACCUGUAGGGACGACAACCGCUGAAUAACCCUGCACAGAUAGGCCUACUAUACCGUCACUAGACAUAAGGGGUGAAAGAUCACCUGAAAUAUUGUUGAGCAAAUGUCAAAACAAAAGGCCACCAUAUCUUCGAAACCGGAGUUGCGUCGGACCAAAGGUGAAAAGUCAUCAUCAAAAACGCCAAAGCAAUGUCUUAUUCAAAGACUGCCCUUGGAGGUGCUUGGAAAGAUUCUGCACUACCUCGAUGCAUCUUCCCUUUUCUGCAUAAGCCAUGUCAACAAGUUCUUCAAUCGGCUCGCUAAUGAUGACAUCAUCUGGCUGAAGCUGUACGUGUCUGAGAUUGGCGAGGGGAAGGUGUGGAGGCCUAAAGGACCCGUGGAGAACACGGUGCCCGAGCGGAGCGCGGCGUUUCUGGCGGGGGCCGAGGUCCCACGGCGAGCCCCCGGCCACUGGAAGAGGCGCUACUUGAAGGAGAGGGCCGGGUACAACGUGUCCGAGUGGCUGAGAGACCUCCGGGCCGUCAGCCCUUACACCGGGCUGCCGAGCCAGACGGAGUCCUUGCUCCGGAAGCGGCGUGUCUCGUGGGAGCUGACGGUGACGCCCCGGUCGGGGCGGGAGGCGGCCUUCCAGCAGAGCCAGGUGCACUUCUUCCAGUCGUCCGUCACCGUGUGCUGGAGCCACAGCAGCUGGCCGUCCUGCAGCCAGGUGGCCUCCCUGCAGGUUCACGCCGUGGUGAGGGUGGCCCUGGCCUGCCCCAGCCUCCAACGCAGUCCGGGAUGGCGCUCCCUCCUGGGCUCGUUCGACGCCGAGGCGCUCUCUGAGCGGUCGCCCCUCGUUGGCCACGAUGCGCUGGUCAAGGUCCUGGUCCUACAGGGUCUGCUGGUCGGCGUCUGGAGGGGCACGACCUCCAUUGCCUUCGUCAUCGCCUGUUUCCACUUCCACCGGCUGGUUGAGAGGAGUCUCCUGGGCUCUUCCAUUUGUCCCUACUCGGGAGCGGUCAACAAAGCCCCCUUUGAUGACAUAGACCCGGAGUAUGGUCUCCAUGGUUACACCCUACACAUGGUGCUUCACAACACGGUGGCUGAAAUAAUGUCCGGACAAUUCUCUCAGCUCUUCUGCCGGAAAGCUCAGAUCCAGAACGGUCACAUUGAGCUGGUGGCCAUCAGCCGGGCUGUCCUGUCCCAACACACGCCGCUGACGGGCAACAUCAGCCUGCCCUGGAGGUGUGAGGGGCUGGAAGGCACGCUGGAGAACUGCUGCCUGAUGAGCUUCACCCUGCUGGACGAGGCCCUGCAGCCCUUCUGGUGUCUCAGCUCCCCCGUUCACCUGGCGCCCGCCAAGAAGCCCGGUGCGUACGACUACGACGGAGAGCACUUCUCGCUGAGCUGCCUCCGCCCGGAGGGCCGGGUGGCGAUGGAGCUGGUGCGGACGGAGCGACAGAGGCAGCUGUUCCUCAUCGACCUCCGGCUGUACGUCGGUCUACAGGAAGUCAACCGCCACUUUGGGAAGAGCUACUGAAGUGUGUGUGUGUGUCAGAAACAUUGGUGGAUGUGAUUUAUAUAUCUGACUUAGUUUUUACCAAGUUAUAUUUUGGUGUCAGCCUUUCUAAAGUUGUUAUGCUACAACUAUUUUAUAUAAAAAUAAUUUAGUUGGUUUAGGAUAGUAGUAGUAGUGUGAAUAUUAGUUAAGCCAUUGUUAAUUGUUUUUUGUUAAUUUAUUUCAAGUUCGGGCUUCACUUGAGUUGAAUUUGAUUGGAGUAAAAACAUGCAUAGUUAAUAUGCAUUAUUCAAUUUUGUUAAGUGUUUACAUAAUUUGUCAUCAAUGCCAUAAUCUCAACGGUAUUAAUAAAUACAUCAA
This is a messenger RNA of Gadus chalcogrammus (walleye pollock), 2199 nucleotides long. RefSeq names its product F-box only protein 15-like. NCBI's taxonomy places the organism in Eukaryota, Metazoa, Chordata, Actinopteri, Gadiformes, Gadidae. The record is from RefSeq and is a predicted model, not a curated record. The transcript is spliced from 10 exons. Gene Ontology annotation, molecular function: protein binding. Bases 445 to 1860 code for a protein of 471 amino acids.